AUGGAUUGGAGUUUGUGUGCUCUGUGCCAACUCGAUGGCAAUAAUCUCAUUGUACCAUCUGCAAAUUUGAAUCCAGCUGUAUGUGGAUACUCUGCAUUAGCAAGGAACAUAGAUGCAUUUAUUAAUGAAGGUCUUCCAUUACCAAAUAAGAUAAAUAUUGCUGUAGUUGAUCUGAAAGGGGAUACAAAUAUUGCUGAUAACCUAAAAGCCAAUAAAGCUCGGUGGCAUAAAAGAUGCCUGACAGAAUUAGCACCUUCAAAGCUUAAGCGUGCAUUAGAUUCAGCUGCUAAUAAAAAACGUAGAAAAACACUUUCUGAGGAUAUACCAUCUUCUAAAAGAACACGUUCCAGCAUAGACACAAGUACACAGUUAAAAUCUUGCCUGUGUCUUUUUUGCAACGAACCAGGUGUAUUCAGAGCCGAAUAUGCCAAGACGAAACAUCCAAAUGCGCACAAACGAAUGAGUAAAGUUCGUACUGAUAACUGUGAUGAUUUUGUCAGAAAAGCUGCUGCUGAAAUGGGAGAUGCAUUGCUCCUUGCUAAGCUCUCAGAGGGAAACUUAUUUGCAAGAGAUGCUUGCUACCACCUACAAUGUAUGGCAGAAUUCAGAAACCGAUAUAGAGCAUUCUUGGUGCCAAAAGAUGACGACACUGCUAGGGUGAAGGACUACGAAAGUUCUGCGCUCGCUGAAACAAUGAUGUACAUUCAAGAACAGUUGUCGAUAAGUACACACACAGACGUACCGGCAUCGGUGAAGUUAUCAGACAUUAGAAAAACCUAUUAUAAUAGUUUAAGUAGACUGGUUGGCAAGGAAAUGAACGUAAAUGCCACACGGCUUAAAGAUAGGAUUCUCGACUUAGACAGUGACCUGCAAGCUGUUCCAGAUAAGAAGGAAAUUUACAUAUCGUACAAAGAUGACAUGGCAGCCGCUUUGAAAUAUGCUAGUCAUUCUCAAGCCAGUGAUGUUAUGGGUCUUUGCCAGAUUGCUAGAAAAAUUAAAUCUGAGUUAGCAGACAAAAAGGAAACGUUUACUGGUCACUUUGAAGAACAAUGUCAAGAACAGUCAGUAUCUCCUACAUUAUUGUCCUUAAUGAAUAUGUUGACCGGAUUUGAAAGCAAAUGUAAAGAAGGCUCGUCCAAGUUUUCUCCCGCUUUAGUCUUGGCUCAGCUGCUCACAUAUAAUUCAGCUCAAAAGAGAUCACACACGGGGGAUUUUCGCAAUAAUGCAGUUCGUGAAACACCAGUGGCCAUUUAUAUAGCAUUUCUUAUUCACUCGAAGACAAGAAGCAAGGACCUGGUAGAUAGACUUCACUCACUGGGGUUAUGUGUCUCAUAUGACCGUCUUUCAACGUUAUCAACACAAUUAGGGAACAAUGUUAUUAAUCAGUUUGACAAAGAUGGAUUG
Molecule: messenger RNA, 1404 nt
Organism: Paramuricea clavata
Lineage: Eukaryota; Metazoa; Cnidaria; Anthozoa; Malacalcyonacea; Plexauridae
Source: the annotation of a GenBank genome assembly